CUCGUCGGAGCGAGGCUAUUAAAGCACCAACACCAGUGACGUCAUACCCAAGCGACGGAAACGUCUUACGAUCGCACCAUGGCGGAGGCAGAAUCCAAAAAGGUGAUCAAAUUAGUUCCUGAAUAUCUGCUGAAAAAGAGGAAAGCAUACCAGGCCAUCAAAGCCACACAGGCCAAGCUUGCACUGCUUGAGAAGAGAAAGAUAUCAAAAGGCAAAUCACUGAAGUUCAAACGUUUGGAGGACUUCUUGAAAGACAGCCACAAGGCACAUCGUGAUGACACCCGCAUCCAGAGAGCACAGCACAGGCCGCCAGCCCCUCUGCCUCCUGCUAAGAAUAAGCUAGCCUUCGCUGUCCGCAUCAGAGAGAUUAAAGGUGUCAGUCCCAAAGUAAUGAAGGUGGUCCAGAUGCUGAGGCUGAGGAAGAUCUUUAGUGGGUCCUUCGUCAAAAUCAACAAGACCUCAAUGGCCAUGAUGAAGAUCGUGGAGCCCUAUGUGGCCUGGGGAUUUCCCAACUUGAAGUCUGUUCGUGAGCUCAUUCUGAAGAGAGGACAGACCAGGAUAGGCAGGAGGAGAGUUCCCCUCACAGACAACGCCUUCAUCGAGGAGCACAUGGGUAAACAUGGCAUCAUCUGUUUGGAGGACCUGAUCCAUGAGAUCUACUCAGUAGGUAAGGGCUUCCGGGCAGCCAACAACUUCCUGUUGCCUUUCAAGCUGUCAGUGGCCCGUCACGCUGCCAAGGAUAAGGCUGGGCUCCUGAAGGACCUGGGAAACCCUGGAUUUCGUGGUACAGACAUUAACACUAUAAUCAGACAACUGAACUGAAGAGGAACACAAGCACGAUGGAUGCCCAGCAGCAACUUAAAGAAUGCUGGACUUCUUGGGGAGCAAAUGCCAAUGACAAAAUAUUUACUUUUUGUGUCUUUGGCAAAGAAGCUCAUGGGUUUCACCCUGUACACCCAUUCUCUGGUUACAUUCUCCGGACACUGGGGCAUCAGAAAAGUGGAGUCCUUUGCCUCAUUCAUGUUGUUUUUGCUUCACACUUGUGCAAAACUAUAUAUAUAUAUAGUGUGGUGCUCCUUACAGUGGACUGAUGGAGGCAGUUAUGUUCUUUGGUAAAAAUGUAUGUUUAAAAAGUGCUGAGUUACUCCACAUAUUCCUCAGGUUGUCAGAGGAAUGGGUGAACAGGAACUGAAUAAUCAGGAUGGGUUGUCCUCCAUGUAGGAGCCACCAGCCCACCCACAGCAAAUUAAUUUACUUGCAUUCAGCAGAUGUCAGUGUGAAAAGGGUUAAGUCUGAAAAAUCUGUGAAACACUGAUUCAUCUGUUAAUUUAUAAUUCACUGUUCAUACACUUCCUUUGUUUUUACAAUAAAAAAUAAAAUGAUUUAGUA
Toxotes jaculatrix (banded archerfish) is the source of this 1389-nucleotide messenger RNA. RefSeq names its product ribosomal protein L7-like 1 (gene rpl7l1). The record is from RefSeq and is a predicted model, not a curated record. The transcript has 6 exons. Gene Ontology annotation, molecular function: structural constituent of ribosome; RNA binding. NCBI's taxonomy places the organism in Eukaryota, Metazoa, Chordata, Actinopteri, Toxotidae. The coding region runs from base 79 to 822 and encodes 247 amino acids. Gene Ontology annotation, biological process: maturation of LSU-rRNA from tricistronic rRNA transcript (SSU-rRNA, 5.8S rRNA, LSU-rRNA). Gene Ontology annotation, cellular component: cytosolic large ribosomal subunit.